Messenger RNA from Mercenaria mercenaria, 1045 nucleotides. RefSeq names its product delta-like protein D. Bases 132 to 989 code for a protein of 285 amino acids. Lineage: Eukaryota; Metazoa; Mollusca; Bivalvia; Venerida; Veneridae. The transcript is spliced from 6 exons. The record is from RefSeq and is a predicted model, not a curated record. Gene Ontology annotation, molecular function: calcium ion binding.
CAGAAUAUAUAAUUCAUACUACAGAAAAAAAGAAUGAGACAGAACUACAUGCAAUUGCGGAAUUAUACAAAAAGCAAAAAUGUAGCAAAGAAACAAAUAACUGCCAGGUUGAAGACAUAGGUGGAGUCAGUAUGGUCUUUAAUUCGGUACUUGUGUUAAAUGACUCUGCAAUAUGCAAUAUCACAAGGAACCAUUGCGAUGAAAAAACAUCUACGUGCUCCAGUGACGAAGGGAAGCUAGAAUGCCGUUGUAAUAAAGGCUACGUGAAGAAGAACACAAAUUCUUUACAGUGCUUCGAUAAAGAUGAGUGUGCUAAUUAUCAAGCGUGUCCACUUGGAACCGCCUGUAGCAAUACCGUAGGCUCAUGGGAUUGCUGGUGCCCAAAAGGACUGAAAGCGAUAGAAACUUCACCUGGUAAAAAAGAAUGUCAAGAUCCGUGUAUCCACGCGAGGUGCUUAAUAAAACCAACAUGUAGGCAUUUUGACAACGAAGAUGGCUACAUCUGCAGAUGUCAAAAGGGGCGAAAGGGAAAGUACUGUCAGGAAAUUGACUAUGACCACCGUGAAUCAAAUUUCAAAACAACAAUGUAUAUAAUAUGCGGUACAUUAGGAGGAAUAGCAGUAAUUUGUAUAUUCAUUAUUAUUGGGGUGUGCAGAAAACGUUUGCCUCAAAUACAGAAUUCAUCUUCAAGAACCAGCUCUGGAGGACAAACCAUUCCUAAUAAUGCAAGUAAUGUCUUAGACAUCCCAACGUCUAAUCAGCCACAACGCCAAAAAGCUGGUAGAUCUAAAGGCGCCCCUCAAAGGGGAAACACAAAUAAAAGAAAAGCGGAAAAGGGCAGGGGCUUACAAUCUAAUAGUUACAGAUAUGGACAAAGAGCAGAUUCGACUGAUUACAACAUUUCGCAUUUAACACGUGACGAACAUCAAUAUGAAACAAUCCGUGAUGAUCAUGUGUACGACACUAUUCAGACGUAUGUCAACAUGUGAACAGAGUGUAACUGUUAACACUAUAAUAUCUUAUAAUACCCCAGUCAUACAUACGG